This is a messenger RNA of Sphenostylis stenocarpa, 1326 nucleotides long. Lineage: Eukaryota; Viridiplantae; Streptophyta; Magnoliopsida; Fabales; Fabaceae. The record is from the annotation of a GenBank genome assembly.
AUGUUAAUGAUGGGCAUGAUGCCCCGUUAUUCAUCUCUGAUUCUUGUUCUGUUGUUUCUUCAAAACAUAUCUUUCUCAAAAGCCCUUAACAAAGGCUUUACUGUGGAAAUAUUCCACCGUGAUUCACCAAAAUCACCAUUCUACCGUUCUAACGAAACUCAUUUUGAUCGGGUUAUGAAUGCCAUGCAACGUUCCAUCACCCGUGCUAAUCAUUUCACACAAUCUUCCGUCACCCCAAACACAGUCCAGUCCACUGUUAUACCAAAUUCAGGUGAAUACCUGAUGAACUAUUCAGUUGGAACCCCACCAUUCAAAAUCCUAGGUAUAGUUGAUACGGGUAGUGAUCUUGUUUGGCUGCAAUGCCAACCUUGUGAAAACUGUUACAACCAAACCAGACCUAUAUUUGAUCCUUCAGAAUCCACAACAUACCAAAACCUACGUUGCAACUCUCCUAGAUGUCAAUCCGUGCGAAGUUCUUGCUCAGGUGAUGGGCAAACAUGUGAAUAUAGUAUUCGAUAUGGUGAUGGCUCACAUUCAAAUGGAGAUCUUAGUGUGGACACCCUUACUCUGGGUUCCACUGAUGGUUCUAGUAUCCAAUUUCCAAAAACUGUGAUAGGAUGUGGACACGACAAUACUGGGACCUAUGACGCCAAUGGCUCUGGCAUUGUUGGUCUUUCACUUGGACCUAUCUCCCUUAUAACUCAACUCAAUUCUACAGUAGAAGGUAAGUUUUCGUACUGUCUGGCACCAUUUAUUUCUCGACGAUCAAAUUCAUCUAGCAAACUCAAUUUUGGAGAUGCUGCUGUGGUUUCUGGGAAAGGGACUGUCUCAACCCCUAUUGUUCAACGACAAGGAGAAAUAUUUUACUUCCUAACCCUAAAAGGAUUCAGUGUGGGAAACACUAAAGUGGAUUUUGGAAGCUCUUCCUCUGAAUCUGGUGGAGAGGGGAACAUCAUAAUUGACUCAGGGACAACUCUCACUCUUUUGCCAGAACAUGUUUACUCAAAUUUAGAAUCAGCAGUAGCAGAUGCAGUUAAACUAAAGCGUGUUGACGACCCAAAACGAUUUUUUAGUCUAUGCUAUGAAACUACAUCUAAUGAAGUAGAUUUCCCAGGAAUCACAGCACAUUUUAAAGAUGCAGAUGUGUUGUUGAAUGCUACCAACACUUUCGUUCAGGUGGCUGAUGGAGUAAUAUGUUUUGCUUUCCGUUCAAGUACAACCGCGAUCUUUGGAAACGUGGUACAACAAAACUAUUUGGUUGGCUACGACCUCGAACAUCAAACAGUGUCUUUUAAGCCCACAGAUUGUACUAAUUAUAAGAAAUGA